AUGGCGGCCGAAGAGUUUGUAGUCCUGGAAGGCACCCAUUUCGAAGGGGGCGGCGGACUAAUUCGGGAUGUCCUAUCCUUUUCCACCCUGCUCAAUCGAGAUGUGCAGAUCAAUUCUAUACGCGCAAACAGACCAGGGAUCGGUGGGCUACGUGUCGAACACACUAUCGCCAUUGAUACUAUGGCAUACCUCACUGGAGCAGUCGUAGAAGGUAACGCGAUUGCAAGCCGACAGCUUGUUUUCAAGCCGCACAAGAACCCCAAAGCAGAGGUUAUCGAAGAUGGAAAGUAUCUAGAUAUCACUUUUGAGGGCUCAGCCGCAAUUUUCAUGAUUGCCAUGAUACCAUACAUCCUUUUCUCACACCUGGGAGCUGCCGCCUACAUCCAACCGAUCAUCCCGAAGGCUGGGAUUGGGUUAACCAUCAGAGCAGGGACGCUUUGUGUCAAAGCCCCAUCUUACCACAAUGUGGUAGAAGUCCUGCUACCUACUCUGAAGGCUAUUGGGAUUGGUGAGGAUUUCAUCAAGCUUGACACAAGUUACGAACAAGGAUGGCAUACCGACUAUGUCAAGAUCCCUGGACGUAUAAAGCUCUGGGUCAAGCCACUCCAAGUCCCACUGAAGGCUUUCAUCCUGGAGAAACGAGGGGAGGUAACAAUUAUUAGUAUCAUCGCCCACGCACCAGAAGACGAAUACCAAGAGUUCAGUGCCACAGUAAAAAAAGAAAUCGAAGAAGCUUUCCGUCAACGCAGUAGUAGUCCAAAUGUCAAGCUUGAUAUACAGGUUCAAACGUUCCAAUCCUCGGUUCCCGAUCAAUACCACCUUCUUUUGGUUGCAGAGACUGUAGAUCCUAACGCGAGAAUUGGAUACGAAGAAGUGUUUCCGCAAAAGUCAGGUUUCCCCGAAAGGCUAGCACUUAAUAAAGAUAGACUAUUCAAACACCUCGCACGAGUCUGCAUUUGUGGUCUGGUCAAAGAGCUCAUAUCGGGUAAUGCUGUGGAUGAGAAUAUCGAGGAUAUGCUUGCGAUCUACCAAAGCCUUGCGAACGGGUUUUCUUCUGUGGCUGCGCCCGGAAAUGCAAGACUGGUUGCCGAAGAUCCCAGGUUGAAGGUGCCUCUAGGUUUGUCCGGUUAG
Molecule: messenger RNA, 1131 nt
Organism: Bipolaris victoriae FI3
Lineage: Eukaryota; Fungi; Ascomycota; Dothideomycetes; Pleosporales; Pleosporaceae
Exons: 1
Coding region: 1-1131 (376 amino acids)
Biological process (GO): RNA processing
Cellular component (GO): nucleus
Molecular function (GO): RNA-3'-phosphate cyclase activity
Source: RefSeq, a predicted model, not a curated record